Messenger RNA from Amaranthus tricolor (Joseph's coat), 1356 nucleotides. RefSeq lists its product as uncharacterized. Lineage: Eukaryota; Viridiplantae; Streptophyta; Magnoliopsida; Caryophyllales; Amaranthaceae. The transcript is spliced from 8 exons. The record is from RefSeq and is a predicted model, not a curated record. Gene Ontology annotation, biological process: rRNA base methylation. Gene Ontology annotation, cellular component: nucleolus; small-subunit processome. Gene Ontology annotation, molecular function: rRNA (pseudouridine) methyltransferase activity; rRNA binding. The coding region runs from base 342 to 1181 and encodes 279 amino acids.
GAAUGAGAGAAUUAAAAUAUUAAGAAUAAUAUUAGAGUGAGAGCAACCUUUUCCCCAUUUAGUUACUGAAUUUCGAAUCCCAUCCAGAGCCAAUUCUGCUUCGUUCUUGGUCCUCGUACAGGCGGCAGCAGCCGCGUACAACCCUUCUUGUCACCAGAAACCGAAAAUACACAGCAGCAACAACACCCUCCUUGACUGAGACGCUGCAACGGCACCCACACCACCUGCCAGCCUGCGUUUUGGUCAAAAUAAGAGGGCUGACAGCCUUCUUGUGGAAUUCAAGAGUAAAUCAAUCACCCCCUCUUUCAUUUUUCUCUUGUCUAGUAGAAAGAAUUAGAAGAAUGGGGAAAAGAAAGCGAAAUUCAAAACAUCUUGAGCCCUGCUCAACAAAGAGGGUAGAGUCAAAAAGCGGUGAACCAAUAACUAUAGGAGACGAGGUAGAACUUUGUGACAAGAUGUUAAUGCACCAGGCGACUGCGGAUGAAGGCGUAAGCGAGGACAAGGAGAUUAAUAUUUGUGGCAUUCCCUACUCUCUUGUUUGUAACAACACACAAGCAGGUGUCACAUUUGUUCUUGAGAAAGCUUCGCUAACCCUUGCUUAUGUUGGAAAAAAGUAUCAAAUAUUAUCAUCAGAUGAGCAUGCUGGUUAUAUGCGCAAGAGGAAUUUAAAUCCAUAUAGUUACAGGCCUGACAUUGUUUAUGAGGCACUCUUGCAAAUCAUGACUAGUCAACUUUGUAUGGCUGGAAGGAUAAAGGCAGUGUACAUACGGACAGAUGAAGGAGUUCUGAUCAAAGUAGAACCUUAUGCUCGAAUACCAAAGUCAUUCAGAAGUUUCUGCAAUAUGAUGGCUGAAUUACAACAAAAACUCUGUAUCAAAGCCAAGGGUAAGGGUGGAAAACUUUUGCGUGUGAUUGCCAACCCUAUAACCAAGCAUUUAUCUUCUCCAUCCCGUAAGAUAGGUCUUUCAUUCAGCUCAGAGAAAGCUGUUGAGUUGCGAGAGUAUGUCAGUGGAAUCAACAGUAAACAAGAGGUUGUGUUUGUGGUCGGUGUGAUGGCUCAUGGCAAGAUUGAAUGUGAUUACAUUGAGGACCUUGUAUCAGUUUCUCGCUUUCAUCUAAGCUCUGAGGAUUGUUUGAGACAUAUAUGCAUUGCCAUGGAAAGGAAAUGGAGCGUAUGUUGAAGCACAAGUGUGUUAGAGUUUCUUAAAUUAUAUAUUACGUCUUAAUUAUUAUUUACAAGUCUGAGGAGUUUAAUUCUUACUAAAUUUGUAAUUUUGUUAUUAAUUAAGAAUAUAUUGAUAUUGCUUAUUAUAUAUAUAUAUAUAUAUAUAUAUAUAUAUAUAUAUGUAUAUAUAU